Molecule: messenger RNA, 453 nt
Organism: Peromyscus eremicus (cactus mouse)
Lineage: Eukaryota; Metazoa; Chordata; Mammalia; Rodentia; Cricetidae
Product: signal peptidase complex subunit 1-like
Exons: 1
Coding region: 109-420 (103 amino acids)
Biological process (GO): protein targeting to ER
Cellular component (GO): signal peptidase complex; endoplasmic reticulum membrane
Source: RefSeq, a predicted model, not a curated record
CUGAGGGGCUCGGCAGGUCGGCCAGGCUGCGUUCGGUGUCUCAACCUGCAAGCUACACUCCUUAAGAAUCAGCUACCCUUGCUUCCUUGUCGAUCUUCUCCGCCAAUCAUGCUGGAACAUCUGAGUUCGCUGCCCACCCAGAUGGAUUACAAGGGCCAGAAGCUAGCUGAACAGAUGUUUCAGGGAAUUAUUCUUUCUUCUGCUGUAGUUGGGUUUAUCUACCGGUACGUGGCUGAACAGUUUGGGUGGACUGUCUACAUAGUUAUGGCUGGAUUUGCUUUCUCGUGUUUGCUGACACUUCCUCCAUGGCCUAUCUAUCGCCGACAUCCCCUGAAGUGGUUACCUGUUCAAGACUCAGGGCCAGAACACAAGAAAUCCUCGGGGGACAGAAAAAUGAAGAGACAUGCCAAAAAUAAUUGAUCGGGGCUUUCACGAUUCAAGUCAUAUUUUAAC